This is a messenger RNA of Carcharodon carcharias (great white shark), 5217 nucleotides long. RefSeq names its product TNFAIP3-interacting protein 3. The coding region runs from base 178 to 1380 and encodes 400 amino acids. Lineage: Eukaryota; Metazoa; Chordata; Chondrichthyes; Lamniformes; Lamnidae. The record is from RefSeq and is a predicted model, not a curated record. Gene Ontology annotation, biological process: cellular response to lipopolysaccharide; regulation of transcription by RNA polymerase II. The transcript has 8 exons.
AUGGGCGUUUUGCAUCCACAUGAUAACACCCAGUGUUUUGGAAAAGAGUGAGCUGAAAGUGAUUGACUGAAGAACUGGUUAUGUAGGUUGAAGAUUCGGUGACAGGGGACUGGGAUUUUUGUAGAUAACUGGAACGUCAGAGGAGACUGAAGUCUGCGGCUAGACUGUAAUUGAAGAAUGGAAGGCCAAGUUGUCUUGCUGCCCCACUCCGCUCACAGCCUUGAGCUGCAGCCGAUCCUCGACAAAGCUUCCAAGAUUCACCAGGGGGAAGAAAGAAAAGACGCCACAACAGCUGAAAUUACUUUUGGAGAAAAUACCUCAAGAACACCAAAUGAACCAUUCCAAUUGAUCCAAAAUGUGAAUGAAUUUGGAGCUGAGGAGAAUGUGAUCUUUAUCACAGAGAGCAUGAGUGUAACUACUGCAGAUGAGGAAAAACUGCUACUGCUGAACAGGAACACUGAACUGAGACGCAUGAACAAAGAGCUGAUGAAGCUCAACCAAGACUGGGACCAGAUCUAUCGAGCGACUACAACAGGACUUCAGCAAAAAGUGACAGCAUUGCAGAUGGAAGUUUCAAAUACCAAUCAGCAUGCUAAUGCACUUUCCAAGAAACUGGAUAAUGAGCAGCGUAAAAGGGAGUAUUAUGAGCAAUCCUUAAUCCAAGAGAUGAAGAGAAAUCAACAGCUCCAGGAAUAUGUGAGACAAUUGGAAAGUAAAUUACACAGCAUGAGAGAGACAGUUCAAUCACCCUUGAAAGAGGAGCCAUGGAGACAAAUUCGACGCAAUGAAAAAACAAAUGACAUCUAUCACCUAUCACAAUCGGAUUAUAAAGACACAAUGCCCUCAUCACCAAAACAUGUACAGGUCUCAGAGAAGCCAAGGGACCACAGUCAGUGCAGACUGUCAAAACCAGAAGCAGCUCGACACAUAACCAGCAAUGGAAUUUCACAAAAGGAGUGUAAAGAGCUUCGAGACCAAAUGCUUGCUCUUGUAUGUCAGACCAAGCUUUAUGAAUCUGAUUAUAAGACGGAACGCAAAGACCGACAGCGCACUCAAGCUGAAAAUGAAAAGCUGAGGAAGAAAACAGAUGAAAUGUAUUUGCAAAUGAACCUUCUUCAGCAACAGCUCAAGAUUUAUGAGGAUGACUUUAAAAGGGAAAGAUCUGACAAGGAAAUUCUACAGCGUCUUCUAAAGAGUAAAUCAGAAAGUAAGGAGCCAGUUCUGGUUCAUCGGUGCAACAACACUCACCAGAAAUCUCCAGAGAUUAGGAGAUUGCAGUGUGGCAAGCAUUGCAUUGACCGACAUACCGAAUGUUCAAAUCACCAUAGGUUCAGAGGUGCAGAAAUUCAGGCAGAGCCAUACUCCAUUGACUAUCAUUAGAGCAAACACUUGGAAGAAGACAGACACAAACAAAAGCAUUGUCAAUACUUUGGAAGAUUGCCACACUUAUGUUUUUAUUCAGAAAUUAAGAAAAUCCAUGACCAUAACAUAUAAUGUAUGAUUUACACCUCUGAGUUUCAUGCCCUCUAAUUAUAGGAAAGCAAUUUAAACACUUGAACGCAUUAACACGUUUAUAUAAAAUUUCAUUGUCUUUCAUUUUAUAAAUGGGUUCAUAUAAUGCUGUAGUUAAAAUAGCAGACUGAAGUAUGUUACAUGAACACAUUCAUAUGUUUCUUACUAAUAUCCCUCAGUGCAAUUUCAAACCAAAUGCAUGGCUUCAAAAUCAUGUAUUUUUAAACAAAACAUAUCAUUAAAGUCACGAAUGAUUUUUUAUAUAUGUAACAUAAAGCUAGAUUUUGCUGUUCUGUCUUUCCUGAAUGUACAGGAUACAGUCACAUUUUCUUAAUUGGUCUAAAGAGAAAAAAACACUUCCUUGCUCAAGUGGGUACUUCAUAUUGAGUAUGCAUAAAUAUUACAGAUAUGUUAACAUCUUUUAUUUUGAACCAGUAAAAAGAUUUGUGAUUUACUUUGCACCACAACAAAAUGGUGACAUCACAGUGCUGCUGAUGUUAUUAAUUCUUGGAGUGAAAAUAUUGGAAUCAGAUUUUGCUGACGAAUUGCUGCUGUACACAAUUCAGUGGGAACAGACCCAUGACUUGAUUCGGGUAAAGUGUGACAUCUGACCUGAGUCUGGUAGUCUGUCAGGAAGUUGGCAAUCUCAUCCACAAUAUUCAUCAUUCCUGACACAUUGCACUUUCAUUCCUCUUUUUUUUUAGAAAAUUAGUGUAUCACACUUAUUCACAGAAUAUGUUGAGUCUGAUACACUCAUCAAAUGGUUACCUCUGGGAACCACAGCAGUGUAAUUUUGGACCCAAGUGUAGAAUUUGAGUUCCAAGGCUGGCCUUCACACUCGGACUUUGCAUGGGGUUGAAUUACCCAGCUUUGGCCAGACUGGUAAAUAUUGUGCUUAGGGCUACUGUGGAGUUGAAUUGGCUAGCAUAGUACAGUGGGGAUUCCCUUGACCUGUUCAAGAAGGACCAUCCCAAUCAUUAAGGCAAUGAUUUUCAGUGUUAACUGAAGCAAAGGGAAAGCAUGUUAGCCCCCACUGAUAUAUGUACUGAUGAAUGAAUGAAUGAAUGAAUCAAAACAGCAACCUGGAUUACUUCAGACCUGGCAGCAUCGGCGGAGAAGAAAAGAGUUGACGUUUCGAGUCCUCAUGACCCUCCGCCGAUGCUGCCAGACCUGCUGAGUUUUUCCAGGUAAUUCUGUUUUUGUUUUGGAUUUCCAGCAUCCGCAGUUUUUUUGUUUUUACUUCAGACCUGCCUGGCUCACUAAUCUGAUUUUUCAGCAUUUGUCAUAGUGGAUCACUGGGUUCCAUUUCCUGUCACCAGACUUUAUCCCAAAGACUCAGAGAAUAAUCAUUUUUUAGUCAUUAUACAACUGAUGAGCAAGAGUUCAGCCUUACUACGCCACCAGCAGAUACUAGGAUGGUCAGGACAACCAAUAAAACUCGCCAUAAGAUGUUGGAAUUCGUUGUCACCAAUGUCCUGACCACAGCAUAGAUCACAGCAUUCUUCAUUGAAUGAGCGGUUCCACCAGUUGAAGGUAAGUUUUAGUGGCAAUUUUAAGCUAGUCAAGGGAGGCAGCAAACUUUAGAUAUAUAAGUACAGUUUCCAUGUAACUCUUCCACUGUUGUCACCCAAUAUUUCCUCACUACCUAAAUGAGUGAUAUCUACUUUCAAAGUGCUAUGCAGGAUAGUUUACGACAUGCCAUCUAUCUUGAUAUUCUAAAUCUUGUGUUAUAUUUCAGGCUUACUUGUCACCAACUGAUUAAUUAAGGUCCAAAUUGAAAUGCUUUAGCAAAGAGAUGUGCCAACUAUGUAGCUCAUUCAUUGCCCAGGUGCUAAAUAAAAGGGCCAAUGCAGACACAUUAUCUUGCCAUUAUCAUGUUGCUUUUGUGGAACCUUGCUGUGAGCAAAUUGAUGCUGCGUUUCCUACAUUACAACAGUGAUAACACUUAAGAAGGACUUCACUAGUUGCAAAGUGCUUUGGAGUGCCCUGAGAGCAUGAAAUGUGGCAUACAGAAGCGAGGCAUUCUUUCUAGUGUAAAUGAAACUACAUUUCUUAUGUUGCUAACAUUGAAGUGCAUUUUACUUUUCAGUCACGUAUUUACACACACUAUUUUAAAAUUAUAUGCAUCUGGGGGAAAGGUUAAAAGGUGGAAGAUAUUAUUUCAUGCUAUUUGUAAAAAAAAAUCGUGUUUAUUUAGUAGCCUGUUUGUGCAUCAUUUUAGACUAAAGAGACUAAUGAUUUGUUAAAAUAAAGCAUGAGAACUUUUUAAUGACCAUGUUGAGAUUUGCACUGGGAAAUUUCUAUCCCAUAGUUCCUGACAGUCAAGCAGAACAAAGUUGUGUAGAACUUAGAGUGGAAUUUUAAAACCCCAUUGCAGCGGGAACAGAAGAUCCCGCUUGAGAAAGGAGCCAUAAAAUUCCACCCAUAAUCUUUUGGGUUACUGGGUUUUCCUCAGAGUAAAGUUUGUAACUUAUAGCUAAUAAAACUCCAUUAGGAGUAAAUACAGUUUUGGUUUCUUCAAGAUAUUAAUUUGAAAGAUUGCUAACUUGUUAUGGGAUGAAUUGCAUCACUUGUGAAGAUGAAUCAAGGAACUGAGACCUAGGCCUUAAUCUGGUGUCUCUGAAAAGUAGACAAACAAGAUAAUUUUGACACCAGUCUUCAAUACCUUUGUAUGUCCAGUGCUAAUUCAGCUAAAUAUUUUAAAAACUGAUAUGCUUGGUCUUUGUAUACAGAUUCAGCCUUUAGGGUGCAAACCCUUUAUGUCAUUUGUAAGGUGCUCCAUGUAAAUAUUUUGACACUUCUGCCUUAUUGAGGUAUGUGCAUCUGCGUCAUAGUGACCUCAAAAGAAGCAUUUUCUGUAAAAACAUCUUGUGAUAUAAAUAGUCAUCAAUAGGCAUUCCAAAUUGGCAGAAGAACAAGGGAUCUGUUAAGCCAGUAGAAUAUGUUGAAAUUUGAUAUAUUAUACAGAAAAACAAGAACUUGAUAUAUUUAAUACACUUUAGACAAAUCACCUUUGGUUUAUUUCAAUUCUGCAAGUGAAGCAACUUACGUUCUUAUAUGUUCUUGUUCAGAGGAUGAUAUCACUGUUUAAUAUAAUAGCAAACCUGGUGUCACUUUUACUCAUGACAAAAUAAAUUAAAACUGUCAUGAUCAUUAGAUUCUGAGUGUGCAGAACUAAUUACAUGUUGAAAGAUAAUAUUUUACUUAAGAAAUGUCAAGAACUGAGUAUUUUACUUAAGAAAUGUCAAGACCUGAAUAUUUUAUGAAGUAUGGUAUUGUUCUUAUGGUUGAGUGGUUGAUUUCACUGUUUCCCUACUCUCCUGUCCCAGUAUAGUGCAAAAAUGUAUUGCCCAGUGGACAGCAGAGUUCUUUUACUAUCUAAUAGGAGAGAUUGAAGUGUUGUACCCUAAGUGUGUUGCCACUUACCUAAUCUCAGCACUAUGCAGUCUGUGCAGAGCUGGUCUGUACUAGAAAUAACAUAGUGGUACAAGCUAGUUACCACCUCUAAGACACACACCACAGUUGAAUUUGCCACCGAUGGGGAUGGUGGUGGGGGAGAAUUGCAAUUCAGUUAAAUUUGAUGACAGUUCCAUGUAAUAUCUUGCUGUAAAAUAAUUGUGCUUUUAAAUGUUUAUGUACCUUUAUGAAUACAGCCAUUGCAAUAUGAAUAGCCAUUCUUCUGAAUUAAAAGCUGUUGUUUAAUGA